This is a messenger RNA of Chanos chanos (milkfish), 818 nucleotides long. RefSeq names its product THAP domain containing, apoptosis associated protein 1 (gene thap1). Gene Ontology annotation, cellular component: nucleus. Gene Ontology annotation, biological process: regulation of transcription by RNA polymerase II. Bases 44 to 745 code for a protein of 233 amino acids. Gene Ontology annotation, molecular function: DNA-binding transcription factor activity; RNA polymerase II cis-regulatory region sequence-specific DNA binding. Lineage: Eukaryota; Metazoa; Chordata; Actinopteri; Gonorynchiformes; Chanidae. The record is from RefSeq and is a predicted model, not a curated record. The transcript has 3 exons.
CUGACACAAUUGUCAACGGCUGUAGCUUGUUGCUAACGAAACAAUGGUGCAAUCCUGCUCAGCCUAUGGAUGUAAAAACAGAUAUCACAAAGAUAAAAACAUCUCGUUUCACAAGUUUCCACUCGCGAGACCGGACGUCUGUGGAAAAUGGGUGGCAGCUAUGAGGAGAAAAAACUUCAAACCGACGAAAUACAGCAAUAUCUGUUCACAGCACUUCACGAAAGACUGCUUCAAACGAGAAUGCAACAACCGGGUUCUGAAGGAAAAUGCGGUGCCCUCGCUUUUCAGUUUCGGUAAAUUGCAAAUGAAAACAGAGUCAUUGGAGGAGACCUUCACUCCCGAGAUGGACUUCUCUCUGCCCCUCCCCCUGUCCGAUGCGGAGGAGACGCAGGGGCUUGAGCCUGUGGAGCCUGUUCCCAACGCCGCCGUCGCACCUGUGGAGGAGCCAUCUCCCCAGCUUCUCCCGAGCGCAUUCGUUUCCUGCGACCACAACUACACAGUGGAGGACACAAUGCACCAGAAGAGGCGCAUUGAGGAGCUGGAGGAGCAGCUGGAGAGAGUGCGUAAGAAACUGAAGACGGUGCAGCAGAAAUGCCGUCGUCAGGAGAGACAGCUGGAGCGAUUUAAAGCCAUGGGGGAGCUGCAUAAGGCGGGAAAAGACCCAUGUCUGGGCGAGAGCUAUGUCAUUCUGCCCAAAGAGCUAUAUGACGUGCUGAAAGGCAUCGAAUCGGUGGACGGUCUCUGAGAGGAAACCCAGACCGGUCACGUGUGACAGUGGAGAGAGAGAAUGUUCUGGAACUUUGCUCUGUUGUUGUUCU